Molecule: messenger RNA, 5382 nt
Organism: Falco peregrinus (peregrine falcon)
Lineage: Eukaryota; Metazoa; Chordata; Aves; Falconiformes; Falconidae
Gene: SCARB1
Product: scavenger receptor class B member 1
Exons: 12
Coding region: 105-1544 (479 amino acids)
Biological process (GO): plasma lipoprotein particle clearance; recognition of apoptotic cell; cholesterol efflux
Cellular component (GO): caveola; cytoplasm
Molecular function (GO): scavenger receptor activity; low-density lipoprotein particle binding; lipid binding
Source: RefSeq, a predicted model, not a curated record
CCCGCUGCCUGCGCCGCGCCGGGCCGGGCCGGGCCGCACCGGGCGGGGGGGACAUAAAGCGGCGUUGGGGGCGGCGGGCCGGCUCUGCGCUGCUGUGCCGAGCCAUGGCCGCGGCACGCCGCAGGCUGCCGCUGGGGCUGGGGCUGGCGGGGGCGGCCUGCGCCCUCCUGGGGGUCUGCCUGCUGCUGGUGGGGCCCCUCAUCAUCAACGACGAGGUCGUCAAGAAUGUCAGGAUCGACCCCAGCAGCAUCUCUUUCAGCAUGUGGAAAGACAUUCCUGUUCCUUUCUACAUGUCGGUGCACUUCUUUGAAGUGCUGAACCCCAAGGAGGUCCUCCUGGGAAUGAAGCCGGUGCUGAACCAGCGUGGACCUUAUGUUUACAGAGAGUUCAGGUAUAAAACAAAUAUCACAUUCCAUGACAAUGACACCGUCUCCUACCUGGAGUACCGGAAACUCUUCUUCCAGCCGGACUUGUCCAAUGGCACCGAAGAUGAGUACAUCGUUGUGCCAAACAUUUUGAUGAUGGGAGCAGCUGUAAUGAUGGAAAACCUGCCAAAUUUUGUGAAGCUUCUUCUCAGUGGAGCCCUGGCUGGCCUGAAACAGGAGGCAUUCAUGAACCGGACGGUGGGGGAGAUAAUGUGGGGGUAUGAAGACCCUCUAAUAGACACAAUAAAUAUGUUUGUUCCUGGCCUAAUCCCUUUCAAGGGGAAAUUUGGCUUAUUUAUGGAGCUUAACAACUCCAAUUCAGGGCUGUUCACAGUGAACACAGGCAUGAAGAACAUCAGUAGAGUUCACAUGGUGGAUUCAUGGAACGGACUAAAGAAGGUGAACUACUGGCGGAGCAGCGAGUGCAACAUGAUCAAUGGGACCGCAGGGGAGAUGUGGCCACCGUUCAUGUCCCCGACAUCGCUGGAGUUCUACAGCCCUGAUGCCUGCAGAUCCAUGACACUGGUGUAUGAGCGCUCUGGGCAGUUCAAAGGUGUGCCCACGUAUCGCUUUGUGGCACCAAAAACUCUCUUUGCCAAUGGCACGGACUAUCCACCCAACGAAGGCUUCUGCCCCUGCAUGCAGUCUGGCAUCCAGAACGUCAGUACCUGUAGGCUCAAUGCACCGAUAUUCAUUUCCCAUCCUCACUUCUACAAUGCCGACCCAGCCCUGGUGGAUGCUGUCGAAGGGCUGCACCCCAGCAAGGAACAGCACGCGCUCUUCCUGGACGUGCACCCGAUGACGGGCAUCCCCAUGAAUUGCUCCAUCAAGCUCCAGCUGAACCUGUACAUAAAGCAGGUGUCUGGUAUACUUCAAACAGGGAAGAUUAAGCCGGUGGUCCUGCCGCUACUGUGGUUUUCAGAGAGUGGUUCCAUUGAAGGCUCAGUCCUAAACCAGUUUUACACCAACCUGGUGCUGCUCCCGUCCCUGAUGGAAAAAUGCUCUUUAUUUUGGAGUAGCAAUAAAAAGAACUCAGACAGUAAUAAGGCCAACCAGGCCACCUCUGCCAAAAAGCUGCCUCCAGUUAAGGGGACGGUGUUGCGGGAAGCCAGACUGUAGGUGGGUACCCAGUCAAGGUAACAUGCUUUUCUCUCAUCCUGAUUUGAUUAAACUUUGCUUAAAACCAAUCAAACGGAAAUGUUUACUGCCCACAUCUACCAGACAUGCCCUCUUAGCAAGCUUUGAUAUAAUGAUGUUGUCUCAUGGCUUUAUUCAGGGCAAUUUAGAUGUCUUAAUACUCACGCUUAACCAGGCAGCAAGUACACGCUCUUAUUGUUUCUCCUGGUUUACCUGAUCUGCAGCCCUAAUAAUAUCAGCAGGGAUCAGCGUGAAAAGUAGGAUUGGUGUGAGGAAACUGUUUUCUUGCCUGUUUCCCCCCACACCUCCAAGUGUGUUAAGAUCCAGAGGUAAGUUUUUGAAUGGGUAAAAACUCAUGGGGAUAACAGAGGUAGUCAACUGGUGGGCAUCACUCCCCUCCUGCAUGCAGGGAGCCUUGACAGAAAGGCUUUCAAGAGGGAAUUUCUGAUACAUAAAAUAUCUGGAUUUGUAUUACAGGAUCACAAAAUCACUGAGUCGUUGAGGUUGGAAGGGACCUCUGGAGGUCAUCUAGUCCAUCCUCCCUGCUCAAGCAGGGUCACCUAGAGCUGGGUUGCUCAGGACAGUGUCCAGAUGUCUCUUAAUAUCUCCGAGGAUGGAGAUUCCCCCAACCUCUCUGGGCAACCUGUUCCAGUUUUUACAGUUUUCACAGUUUAAAAAAAAAAAAAAAAAAAGAAACAACCCAAAAAGUGUUUCCUAAUGUUCAGAUGGAACCUCCUGUGUUUACAUUUGUGCCUAUGGGCUCUUGUCCUGUCCCCUGGACACCACUGAGAAGAGCCUGGCUCUGUAUUUACACCCUGCCUCCAGAUAAGUGUAUACAUUGGUAAAAUCCCCCUGAGCCUUUUCUUCUCCAGGCUAAACAGUCCCAGCUCUCUUAGCCUUUGAUCACAUAAGAGAUGCUGUAGUCCCUUAAUCAUUUUAGUGGCUCUUUGCUGGACUGUUUCAUGUAGCUCCAUCUCUCUUGUCCUGGGAAGCCCAGAACUGGACAGAGUACUCCACGUGUGGCCUCACCAGUGAUGAGCAGAGGGGAAGGAUCACCUCCCUCGACCUGUUGACGACACUCCUAAUGCAGCCCAGGAUAGUUAGCUGCCUUCACUACACAGGCACGCUGCUCGCUCAUGUUCAACUUGGUGUCCACUGGCACCCUCAGGUCCUUUUCUGCCAAGCUGCUUAAGAGUUGGGUGGCCCCUGGUGUGUACUGGGGUAUGGGGUUGUUCUUCCCCAGGUGCAAGACUUUGCACAUCCUCUUGUUGAACCUCAUGAGGUUCCCGUCAGCCCAUUUCUCCAGCCUGUUGGGGUCCCUCUGAAGAGCAGCCUGACCCUCUGGUCUAUCAGCCACUCCUCCCAGUUGUGUCAUCAGCAAACUGACAGAUCACUAAUAAAGAUGUUAAACGGGAUCGGACCCAGUAAUGACCCCUUGUGUAUACCGCUAGUUACUGGCCUCCAACUGGAUUUCAUGCUAUUUCUCAUGACCCUCUGGGCCUGGCUGUUCAGCCAGUUUCCAACCCACCUCACUCUCUGCUCAUCCAGCCCGUGUUUCGUGGCUCCUCUACAAGGUUCUUAUGUGAGACAGUGUCAAAAGCCUUACCAAAGUGCAAGUACACAAUAUCCACUGCUCUCCCCUCACCUACUGAGUCAGCCAUUGCAUUGUAGAAGAUUAUUAGAUUGGUCAAGUGUGAUUACCCCUUGGUGAAGCCGUGCUGACUACUCCUGGUGACUUUCAUGUCCUUCAUGUGCCUGGAAAUGCUUCCUAGGGUUAGCAGCUCCAUCACCUUCCCAAGGACCGGAGGGUGGCUGACUGCCCUGCAGUUCCCAUGGUCUUCCUUCUUGAACGUCUUCAAGAUAGGAGUGAUGCUUGCUUUUCUCCAGUCUUUGGGCACUUCUCCCAGUUGCUAGGGUUGUUCAAAGAUUAUGGGGAGUAGCCUUGCUGUGAUACUUGGCACUUGUGGGUACACCUCAUCAGGGUCCAUGGAGUUAUGCAUGUCUAGGUUGCUUAAAUAUUUUCUGACCUCAUACUCUUCCACCAAGGGUACGUUUUCCUUGCUCCAGAUUUUCCCCUGGUCUCUGGGGUCCCCUGCCUCAUUCAGCAACAGGUCCACGUGUUCCCUAGUCUUCCUUUUGUCACUUGUGUACUUACAGAUGCUCUUGUUGUCUCUGACAUCUCUGGCCAGCUGCAGUUCCAGUUGGUCUUGCUUUCUGAACUUCAUCCCUGCAUGCUGAGUGUCCCUUAUUUCUGCUAGGUUACCUGUCCCUGCUUCCACCUUCUGUAUUCUUCCUUUUUGCAUCUGAGUUUGGCCAGGAGCUCCUUGUUCAUUCCCACAGGCCUGCUGGUAUUUUUGCCUGACUAGGGAUGGUUAUUGGGAUGGACCACUCUUGAGCUUGGAGGAGAUUAUCCAUGAAUACCCACUAGCUUUUCUGCCCUAUCUCCCCACACCUGAGCUCUGUAGUUAUUUUUGAUACUUUCCAGGUGGCGCUGGUGGUAUAAUUGGUGCACAUGCAGCAGCAGCAAUGGGUAACAGUCAAAGGGCUGGACGAGCCUUACGGUCCCUCCACAAUGCCCCAGAUCCAGGUCCCCAGCAAGCAGCAAAUGUCUCUAGAUGGCAAGUCAGGUGGGCAGAUGGGUGCCUCUGUCACCAGCAGCAGGGAGUGACCCACUGCUGUCAUGUACUGCUUCCUCCUGGGGGUCUUGUAUGAAUUAGUGUCAAGGGGCCCACAAGAUCUGCUUGAAAGCAUAUCUGGCUCCUCUUCAACUUUGAAGGAGGUGAACCUAUUUGGUGAUUGUAAGCUCUGGUGGAGCAGGACCCUUUGUCGUGGUGCCAGAAGGUACCAGCUUCCAUCCUUCACCUUCCCCAGAGGUUGCCCUUACUGUUAUGCUAGGGUUGGGUGCUGUCUGUAUCUACUGCUGCUGGGGUCUGGGGCUCUUUAAGCUGUUGUGUCCCUGAGAGAAGACCCUCCCCAUCUCUCUUUCAUCUUCGCUGGUGCUGUGCAGCAAGCUGACUUUGUCCUGUAGCUCCUCUGCUGGGUGAUGGAGCUCUCAGGUUGGGUGUUUGGGUGGUGUUACGUGUAUCAGUGGGCAGGAAUGGAAAUAACUUUAUUUUGUUAGAGGAGGAGAUACAAAAAUCUUCAAUUUAAGAAGCCUACAGAAAAGGGUUCUUGGUCAUGAGAAAAUCCAGGAGGUUUGGGGGGGGGGGGGUGUCCCAAGUGGGGAUGUGGUGACAGAUUAAGGUCUGGCCGUGGUGCCAUCACUGAGUGCGCGGCUGUAACUGCUGUCCUCUCCUCUCCAGAGACCCGCUGCAGAGAAGAACCUGCGCCGCCCCGCCAAUCAGAGCAAACCGCCCCCCUCCUCUGAGACAACGCCGCUCCUACAUGACGCUGACACAAUGAGCCAGGACGAUGCCGAAGCCUGAGCCGCCAGCCCCAGCAUGCUUCCCACCGGGACACAUCCAUGCUGGGGGCAAGACCUGCUUUGCGUCCCUAGAGGUCUCUGGAAGGCGAAGUCCUCCUGGGCAACUCAACGGGGACCCUGCACACCAUGGCAAAGCCAUGGGACAGGACUGCUGCACCGGCCCCCCCACACUGGGGCAUGGGACGCCUUGUCCAGGUGCUCAAAACACAGCGUUAGAGAACACAUGUCCCCAAGGGGCUGGCCUUUGCCUCAGCCCCUCUCUCCCUGUGGGCCAGCAGGAGUGAAGAUGGUUGCUGGCUGACCUGAGAAGUUACUUUGCAAUUUAAAACUGCCAAUUGCUAGGAAUAAAAGGCACUUUAACAGGAGCCUUUAAAAUAAAUGAGGUUUGUAUAUGUA